Molecule: messenger RNA, 411 nt
Organism: Scedosporium apiospermum
Lineage: Eukaryota; Fungi; Ascomycota; Sordariomycetes; Microascales; Microascaceae
Exons: 4
Coding region: 1-411 (136 amino acids)
Biological process (GO): nucleosome assembly
Cellular component (GO): nucleosome
Molecular function (GO): structural constituent of chromatin; DNA binding; protein heterodimerization activity
Source: RefSeq, a predicted model, not a curated record
AUGCCCCCCAAGGCCGAUAAGAAGCCCGCCGCCAAGGCUCCCGCGACUGCCUCUAAGGCUCCUGAGAAGAAGGAUGCGGGCAAGAAGACUGCCGCCUCUGGCGAGAAGAAGAAGCGCACCAAGGCCCGAAAGGAGACGUACUCCUCGUACAUCUACAAGGUUUUGAAGCAAGUUCACCCCGACACCGGUAUUUCGAACCGUGCCAUGUCAAUUCUCAACUCGUUUGUCAACGAUAUUUUCGAACGAGUUGCCACCGAGGCAUCGAAGCUUGCUGCGUACAACAAGAAGUCUACCAUUUCCUCGCGCGAAAUUCAAACUUCUGUUCGACUCAUCCUCCCCGGUGAGCUUGCCAAGCACGCGGUGUCGGAAGGCACCAAAGCGGUUACCAAGUACUCCUCUUCUACGAAAUAG